Molecule: messenger RNA, 3554 nt
Organism: Lycium barbarum (goji berry)
Lineage: Eukaryota; Viridiplantae; Streptophyta; Magnoliopsida; Solanales; Solanaceae
Product: peptidyl-prolyl cis-trans isomerase CYP63
Exons: 14
Coding region: 1314-3278 (654 amino acids)
Biological process (GO): protein folding; protein peptidyl-prolyl isomerization
Molecular function (GO): peptidyl-prolyl cis-trans isomerase activity
Source: RefSeq, a predicted model, not a curated record
UUUUUUUUUGUGCAAUUGUUAAGUUAUGAUGAAAUCUUGCUUUAUGUGCAGACCCAUCUGCAAAUUUAUGCGGGUUUACAGUGAUAAAGAUUAAAAAAAAAAAUUACUAGGGUUUAAGAGUUUGCCUUUUCCCCAAAAGAUUAAAAGAAUCUUUUUUUUUUGUUCACUUAGUUUCUUUUCAGUGUUUUCUGCAAAUUAUGUGGUUUUGCAAUGUUAACUCGGUGUGUGUUGAUCUGGGUUUUAGCUGCUGCGAAUUUAUUAGGGUUUAAGAGUUUGCCCCUUUCUCAAAAGAUUAAAAAAAUUAAUUUUUUUUUUAUGUCCACUUAAUUUGUCUUCAGCAUUGUUUGCAAAUUAUGCGUUUUCACAAUGUUAGCCCGGUGCUUGCUGAUCUGUGUUGUAGCUGUUGUCAAUUUAUUGGGGUUUUGGAGUUUGCCCUUGUCUCCGAAAACAAAAAGAAGUUGAUUUUUUGUGUGUAAAUUUUCCUCAGUAUUCUGUGGAUGAUAGUUUCUAGAUUGGUUUGGUUGAAGUGAUUUAGUUUUAAGGUGUCUUGAUUUCCAUUGAGCUAGAGCUUGUUGGACCUUUUGAUUAUUCUUCUAUACAAAGAAAUAUGUUGGGUUUAUUAAGACCUCUGUCUCUCUCUGUCUGUUCACUUCUUUAGCUUCAAUCUUAGUAGUGGUAUUUACUUAAGCCGAGGGUCUAUCGGAAACAUCCUCUCUACCUCUACGAGGUAGGAUUAAGGUCUGCAUACGCUCUACCCUCCCCAGACCCCACCUGUGGGAUUACACUGGGUUGUUGUUGUAAUCUUAGUAGUGGUAUUUGUUAUCAGACAUUUGAGGGUUUAAUAUUUCAUACUACAAACAAGAAAUUGUUAUGAUAGAUUCAUGCCUGAGCAUAAUUCCGUUGGUGACAGGAGUGAGGAGUCAAAUUGAUACUUACUGUAAGCAAUCAAGUGCAAUAGUUUUAACAAGUACUAGGGGUGUCAAAUGGGCAGGAUAAAAUGGUGGUCAAUAAACUUGUCAUGACCUUAUUCGAACUUUGCUUGGGUCAAUUUAGAUUCAUCGGGUCAUAACUCAACCCAUCCAAUUCAUACAUGCUUUAGUUUUUUGUCUGUUUUAUAAUUUCUUUAGUUACCUAAUCAAACUAAUAGUUUGGCCAAGCUUCUCCAAGGCCAAAAGUGCCUUUUUUUUUUCUUUCGAAAUUGAGGUGUCUGUCCAAGCUUUUAAGAGAAGAAAAAGUGCUUUUGAGUAGAAGUAGAAGCUGUUUUUGAGAAGCUGAAAAAAAGUAGCUUCCCUCCAAAGGGUCUGAGGUGCAGAAUGAAUAAGAAGAAAAAUCCUCUCGUAUUCUUAGAUGUAUCAAUUGAUGGAAAUGCUGCAGAAAAAAUUGUUAUUGAGCUCUUUGCAGAUAUCGUCCCAAAGACUGCAGAAAAUUUUCGGUCACUCUGCACAGGUGAGAAGGGAGUUGGAGAAUCUACUGGGAAACCUCUGCACUACAAAGGAUGCUUAUUUCACCGUGUAAUAAAAGGGUUUAUGGCACAAGGUGGUGAUUUCUCCAAAGGGAAUGGCACUGGUGGAGAGAGUAUAUAUGGAGGGAAAUUUCCAGAUGAAAACUUCAAAGUUGACCACACUGAGGCUGGUCUUCUCUCGAUGGCAAAUAGUGGUCCUAAUACAAAUGGAUCCCAGUUUUUCAUUAUAUUUAAGAGAACUCCCCAUCUCGACGGGAAGCAUGUUGUUUUUGGAAAAGUUGUAAAGGGAAUGGAUAUUGUGAGGAAAAUUGAACAGGUGGGAACAGACAAUGGGAAGCCUUCUGGGCUUGUGAAAAUUGUCAAUUGUGGUGAACUAUCUGAAAGGAAAAGUAACGAUACAACCAAAGCAGAGAAAGGUAAAAAUAAAAAGUCAGCUAGAGCUCUUUCCUCUGAUGAUGAUUCAGACAGUAAAGAAAAGGGGAAACGCAAAGCAUCCACCAACAGAAAGAAAAAGAAAAAGAGGAGAUACUCUUCAUCUGAUUCUUACAGUUCUGAGACAGAUACUGAUUCCUCUUCAGACUCUGACUCAGAUUCUAAGCUGGACUCCUAUUCUUCUAGUUCUUCAGGUGAUGAAAGGCGUAAGAAGAGGAAGAGGCCGACUAAGAAAGAAAAGAGUCGACGUGGGAAGAAAAAAGACAGUAAGAGGUCGAGGAGAACAGUUCAUCGAAAUAAAAGAUCAAGACGCAAGUGGAGCUCUGAGAGUUCUAGUGGCACAGACAGUGGGAGUAUGAGCAGCAGCAGCAAUGGUGGUAGUAGCAGCAGUGAUAGCUCUGAUGAUGAAAAUGGCAGGCCCAGAAAUUCUGGACGAAAAGGUUUGGGGAAGAAAUCAUCAAUCCCUCCCGAAGGACAAGCUGUUUUGAAGCAGCAACUGAAUCUUGAAGAGGGUGAAAUAUCUAAGAAUGGUAAGCUUCCAAAUAAUGGUAAUGGUGGAGACGUACAAACUGAAAGGACUCUCGCCACAAUUCAUGAAUCUGAUAAUUCGAGCAGAUCCAGGAGCCCAACACCAAGUCCUAAGGGGAAGCCAAGGCCCAGCCGCCGGAGCAGUCGAAGUAUGAGCCCAGCAAAAGUACCUGAUAGACUUGAUCAAAAUGAUGGAAGUCAUCAAAUUGGAUCAAAGGAGAGAAGUUUAUCAAAGAGUCCUUCACGAAAAGCUACUCAGCCAUCUCGCUCUAGUCCUGGCAAGGAUUUAUCCGAAAAUCGUUCUCCAGAUGGAACGAAACGAAUCCGGAAAGGCCGUGGCUUCACUGAUCGCUAUUCAUUUGCAAGACGCUAUCGCACCCCAUCUCCUGAGCGUGCACCUUACAGACCUUAUGACCACGGUGGGAGAAAUUUUCAGGGGAAUCGUGAUAGGUACUCAAGUUAUAGAAACUAUUCUGGGCGCUCUCCACCCGGACGGUACAGACGGUCACCAAGAGGCAGAAGUCCACCCAGUAGAUACCGGCGCAGGAGUCGAAGUAGGAGUGUUUCUCACAGCCCUAGGCGUGAGAGGCGUCGAAGUAGGAGCCCUUCACGCAGUCGCUCCCCUAAAAUCAGUGACAGAUUGAAGUCUCGUCUUGGGCCUCGUGUGGAUGAUCAGCCUUCUCCCACUGGGAGGUCAGCCUCAAGAUCUAAAAGCCCUCGAUCUCGCGAUGCUGCUCCAAGGAAGCACAGUAGAAAAGUAGGAUCUGCAUCACCUAGUAGUUCGAGAUCAACCUCCCCUGCUCGACAGAGGGGUCUAGUCUCAUAUGAUGAUAUCAGUCCCACCAGGACAAACUAAUAUGUACCCUUCAAGCUCAUAUAUGAGCCACUAGAUUUGCGAAAAGUUUAUGGUCUAGGUUUAAACUAUGUUUCAUCAGAUGUUCUCUUAGCUGGGAUUGUCAAUUCAGUUUUAUAAUUUUGUAUUUCAGUAAACUAAUAGUUCAACAUUGAUUAUCUUAUUUACACACUACUGUAGCAGCAAAGCUUCUGAUAAGAACUCCAUUUGUGGCUAGCCAUUUCCUGGAGUAAGGUCCAGAUUAGUUUUUCAGAAAUGUCAUUAUUGGUUGUAUGGUGA